AUGAGUGGUCGCGGGAAAACCGGAGGCAAAGCCAGAGCUAAGGCCAAGACCCGCUCAUCCCGUGCCGGGCUUCAGUUCCCCGUGGGUCGUGUCCACAGACUGCUGCGCAAAGGCAACUAUGCGGAGCGUGUGGGAGCCGGCGCCCCAGUUUACCUGGCAGCUGUGCUCGAGUACCUGACCGCUGAGAUCCUGGAGCUGGCUGGCAACGCAGCCCGCGACAACAAGAAGACUCGUAUCAUCCCACGUCACCUGCAGCUGGCUGUGCGCAACGACGAGGAGCUCAACAAGCUGUUGGGGGGAGUCACCAUCGCUCAGGGUGGUGUGCUGCCCAACAUCCAGGCUGUGCUGCUGCCCAAGAAGACCGAGAAGCCCGUCAAGGCCAAGGUAAAAGAACCUGUGAAAAUGAGUGGUCGCGGAAAGACCGGAGGCAAAGCCAGAGCUAAGGCUAAGACCCGCUCAUCCCGUGCCGGGCUUCAGUUCCCCGUGGGUCGUGUCCACAGACUGCUGCGCAAAGGUAACUAUGCGGAGCGUGUGGGAGCCGGCGCCCCCGUUUACUUGGCAGCUGUGCUCGAGUACCUGACCGCUGAGAUCCUGGAGCUGGCUGGCAACGCAGCCCGCGAUAACAAGAAGACUCGUAUCAUCCCACGUCACCUGCAGCUGGCUGUGCGCAACGACGAGGAGCUCAACAAGCUGCUGGGGGGAGUCACCAUCGCUCAGGGUGGUGUGCUGCCCAACAUCCAGGCUGUGCUGCUGCCCAAGAAGACCGAGAAGCCCGUCAAGGCCAAGUAA
This is a messenger RNA of Pelmatolapia mariae (spotted tilapia), 789 nucleotides long. RefSeq lists its product as uncharacterized. The record is from RefSeq and is a predicted model, not a curated record. The transcript has 3 exons. Gene Ontology annotation, biological process: heterochromatin formation. Gene Ontology annotation, molecular function: protein heterodimerization activity; DNA binding; structural constituent of chromatin. Gene Ontology annotation, cellular component: chromatin; nucleosome. Lineage: Eukaryota; Metazoa; Chordata; Actinopteri; Cichliformes; Cichlidae. Bases 1 to 789 code for a protein of 262 amino acids.